AUGGCGGAUCUCAGCAUUCGUGGCAUGUGGGAUGAAGCCGGCAGGCGAUUUCAGGCCCGCACAGAAAGGUCUCUAGACCUGAAGCCACCCAAAAGUAUAGACGACAUUCGGGACAUGAUAGAACGCCGAUAUGACCCUUCAUCUCCGGCAGACUCAGACUCAGACGGAGGCCAUGAACGAGCUAAACGGAUUGGCCUAAAUAUCUUGUCCUGUAUAAAGCUCUUAGGUGGAGUAGCAGCUCAAGGAGCAGAGUUGUCAACCCACGAGUUUCAUGGCACGAUUGAUGCCGUCUUCGGAAUUGUUGGCCCCACGCUCAGUCAAUUCAAGAUUUACGAGAGGAUCGAAUUGUUCAAUACUAUCGACCCGGAGUUGAAUACUGCCAUUCACAAGGUCAUGAUCAGUUUUGUCGACAUUUGUGCUCUGGCAAUAGUGCUCCGGAAAGGUAGCAGGUGGAAGCGGUUCAAGGCAGCAACAAAGCAAGCCUUACUGAAUGAUGACUCCGGCUUGAAGGAUGAGAUUGAGCAAUUUGAGAAGCUUGUGAAGGGGCAGCAGAAUGUCCAAGCUACCUUGACUUUGGAGGUGGCUCUAAGUGCUAAAGCAGACCUUGCUACCAUCUUAGGCAAGGCCUGUGAGACUGGCAAGAGGAUUGAUGACAUUGCAAUUGGCAUCCUAGAUCUGAAAGAGGCAGAGACAAAUCGCAGCCUGGAGAAAUCGAGACAAGAGAACCUCACAAAGAUUCGAACCAAAUUAGCAAUCGAGGAGAAGAGCAUCAAGGCGUCCAAAGAUGUCUGUGAGAAGAUAUGGCAAAGAUGCAUAACAGAUAGUGGGGAUUGGCUCCGAGACAUGGAAGACUACCAGAAGUGGUCUGAUAAGUCUACCAACGAUGCAAGUCCAUUGCUGGUACUAACCGGCGAAGCGCACUCGGGAAAGUCAAGUGCAAUGUCGACCAUAGUACACCAGCUCAAGGCUGCCCACGAGUCUCAGGGCCAAUCGACGGCGCGAGCCCUUGUUGCUUAUUAUUUCUUCCCUUUCUUCGCUAAGAAAGCAGACGACGACAAGCGGCCGGGAACAACUGCGGUGAAACAUAUUGCAUACCAACUUGCUGAGCAAGACUCUGGUACUGCCAAAAGCAUGGCCGCAUUUUGUGACGAUAAACACAGUGAAUCGUAUUUUCGAGAUUCUAGCUGCAAAGAGCUUUGGCGCGAGCUUAAGAUUGGGACGCCGAAGCCAGGAACCAUGCAUUUCAUCGUUAUUGACGGCCUGGAUGGGUUGUUUGAAGGGCAUCCUGAGGCCGCAAGCCACUUUCUAGAUAUCUUCGAGACAAUCCAGAGCCAGACGUCCACUGGCAGCGAUGGGAAUCGGGUACGACUGAUUGUGAGUGGGAAAAGCGAUAAUUUCCAAAGAGAGUCUCUCCAGUCGGCCCCCAAUAUCGAGAUUGAGAAGUACAAUGGCUCAGAUAUCACAUCGUACAUCUACGAAGAGCUGACAAAGACGAAUCUUUUGCAAGGCGAAGAGUCUGAAACAACUCGUCUUCGAACAAAAGUGCACGAUCGGUUACUCGAAGAGGCCAAGGGGAACUUCCUCAAGGUGCAGACUGCUCUGGAGAAGAUCAAAGACUUGAUCAUGUCAGAUGGCUCGGAGGCUGAGAUGGACACCAUUCUAGACGAGUCCAACCAAGAUAAAAGGACAAUCUCUGAAAACGUCAUUCUCGAAUUACAACAAUCUCUCAAGCCGCAGUCCAUCGAAGAACUGAAUGAGCUUUUGAUAUGGAUCGUAUAUGGCUUUGUAUACUUUGACGCUGCUGAUCUGGAAGCUGCACGGAAACUUGAGGACAAGCUGAAGGGCAUGUAUUCUAAACUCUUUUUUUCUCACUACGGAAAUGUGGCCAUAUUGCCAUCGAUCGAACCUCUCAUUACCAAAGAAAGGGACCGCCCACGCAUUAGCGAAGAUGCACCUAAAAUCUCCCUCAACCUGACCAUCUCUAAUGGCGAUAUUACAACUGUACAGAAUUUCCUCUGGAGCCUUUUUCAGAAAUCCAUGGUCGAGAAAUUCGAAUUUGAACCAUAUCUGGCCCUACGCGUCAACGAGUAUGACGCUCAUCUCGCUAUAGUGAAACAGAGCCUGCGUUUUCUCACAUCUCCACCGGAUGAGAGGACAAAGCUUUUGGGCACCUAUAUCGUUAGAGAACUUCAUGGUCACUUGGAAAGGCUAAAUCAAGCGGUUGGAUACGACCAAAUCCUUGCAUCUGACAAGAAGGAGAUUGGAGACGGUCUUUUUGCUCUAUUUGUCUCCGGUGACGUGAUAGAGAAACAUUGGGAGUCGUUUAGCAAAAUUGAUUGGGUUGGCCAGAGUGACAGAAUUGAGAUAUUCCGCAACUGGCUGAAGGAUCCGGACGCAAUUGGUCACCUUGGCAGACUUGACAAAGACUGGCUCAGGACUGUAAACUCGAGCCAGAGGCCAAACCGAGAGCUUCUUACCCCUAUGAUGAAGACGGUUGCGGAGCAUUGGCUGCUAGAUAACAAAUGGCAUGCUGGGACCUGUUUUCAUGCUUUGCGUCUGUUUUUGCGACUCGAUACAUUGGAGAAGCCAUCUGAGGACGAAUCAGCUGUACCGACGACCCAAGCCAUCUCUGAGGAGCUUGAGGCAGCCGAGAAAUGGUGUGAGGAGAUGCUGUCGCCAAAAACCUUGGGCUCUCUCUGGUACGAACGACUAGGAGAGGCUGCCAGAUACUAUUACGAGCCCGACUGGGCAAUCGUAAAGUUCACGAAAGCAAGUGAGUGUGACGACGCAAGCAUCAGCUUCAAGAGCCUGGCCGAAGCAUACUAUGAUAACGACGAGCUUCUCUCAGCAUGUUCAUCGAUGGAAAAGGCGCUCGAUGUGGUCAACGCAGCCGAGACACCGGAUAAAGAGGAACUGAAAAGCAUCUACCUACGCCUUGCAUUUUGGUAUAAUCACUUACAGCAGCCAGACCGCGCUAUUGUGCAUUAUGAAAAGGCACUUGAAGUAGACCCCGAUAACCAAGAGGCCCUCAGUGGCAUAUUGACCACCUCUAUUGCGUCAGGUGCCGAGCAAACGAUUUAUGAUCUCAUACUUAAUAUGAGUAAAUUAAGCUCCAAAGAGCCUGGUCUCGACCAGUUGGCCUCCACCAUACUCGAUCAAUCACUCGAUUACAGCUACAAAGCACCACUGCGCACUCUGGUCCACAGGUGUCUUUCACAGCAAAGCUGUAUGGCUGCUUUACUAGACGCAACGGAUCAAGCAAUUGAAGCAGCACGGAAGAAGGGUAUGGAGAUUGAGCUUCUCGCAUUGCUUCUGCUCCGCGGCCUAGCCUCUCUUUUUAACGACUUGCAAGACUCACAGUCAUCGCCGCAAGCAGUGGCUUUCUGGAUUGACAGCUAUACUACCAUGGACCAGCUCAUUAGGAAGGUCGAUAAUGAAGAGGACGUAUGGAGAUAUCAAACCUUUUAUCGCAGUAUUGUCGGCCACCUGAGUUCUUACUACUUUGAGCAGGCCAGAAAAUCGUCAGAUCUUUCUGAGUAUUAUCUCAAGUUGGAAGAGCUGCGGCGUGGUUUCCGCUUCCCUGGCAUUGAAGGUAUUCACGCAGCCGACCUAUUCACCUCCGCCUUCCACACUCUUCACGGCAACAGAGCUGCAGCCAGAGAAACAGUCAAGCAGUAUAUGCGGAUCUCUAUGGACAAUUUAUCUGACGACACUGAUGAGAACGACUACUGGGCGGCGUACAUUCAGUUUAAAUCAAAAGCACUCAAUCUUGAGGCCGGGCCUCAGCAAUGGCUCAUUGACGAGAUGACCAAAUUCGUCAAGGCAAAAUGCCCGCUCGGAGCCACGCAGAGUGAUAGAGUGAAUGCGGUCAAGACCGAACUGGAGGCUCGACUAGCCGCAACGAGCAAAGAAGGAGAUGAACCUAAGCAAACAGAAUUGUGUAUGGAGAUUCAGAAGGCUCUGGCGGCUUUGGAAUCAGUGCAGGUGCCGGAAGGAAGCGUGACAAGUGAUACUUCUGGAGAAGUUACCGUCGCGCCCUUGGAGAGCAAAGACAUUGCGAAAACGUUUGGUUAUACUUGCGACGGUACAUGCGGUGAAACACCGUUGGACUUUAACAAUGGCUUGAACGUAUGCAAGUACUGCUGGAACGUGGGUUUCUGCGACGAGUGCUUGCCUCAGCUCAAGGCGAACAAGUUGAAGAAGAUUGUGUGCAGCCCUAGUCAUGAAUGGCUGGCAAUCCCCAAGUGGAAUCCUAGAGGCAACGCGGCUGCUCGGGAUGGCGUAGUUCAGGUAGGUGGAGAGUUGGUUGACGGCGUCCGCGUGGGUGGUGAGACCGUAACAGUGAAGGAGUGGUUAGCUUCACUGAAGAAGGAGUGGCAAUUGUAGAAUGCGGCCGAGGCGAUCAUGUCGAGUGUCUAUACGGUGUUUGAUCGCAAUUUAAUAUGCUUGAUGUGGUCACUAACUCUCAAUAUGUCGAAAUGAUUACAUUAGUUGGGGUGCGGGUGUUGGCGACUCUUCUCAGAUUGAGCUAAUAGAGGCAGCCACGACAUACGUCUCUCUACUCAAUUCCUCUGAAUGUACUUCUAUAAAGCUUGAAUAUAAC
Molecule: messenger RNA, 4603 nt
Organism: Trichoderma harzianum CBS 226.95
Lineage: Eukaryota; Fungi; Ascomycota; Sordariomycetes; Hypocreales; Hypocreaceae
Exons: 6
Coding region: 1-4386 (1461 amino acids)
Molecular function (GO): protein binding
Source: RefSeq, a predicted model, not a curated record